AAGCGGCGCAGGCGCACUGUGUCCGCCGUACCGAACCGCAGCUAUGGAGCAGGCGCUUUCCGACCCCGAGCGGCAUUUGCAGCCUGCGCCCCUAGAGCCGCUGGGCCACCCUGACGCUGGGCUGGAGUCUGUGGUCGGUGAGGAAGCGGAGGGGGCCCGGGACGAGGGCCCCGGGGACGGCACGAUGAUGGAAAAUAAUUUUUGGUUGAAGAAGAUAGAAAUUAGUGUUUCAGAAGCAGAAAAGCGAACUGGGAGGAAUGCCAUGAACAUGCAAGAAACAUAUACUGCUUACCUCAUUGAAACAAGGUCAGUUGAACAUAUUGAUGGUCAGAGUGUCCUAACAGACUCACUAUGGAGGCGGUAUAGUGAAUUUGAGUUGUUGAGAAACUACCUUUUAGUUUACUAUCCGCAUAUUGUUGUGCCACCUUUACCAGAAAAAAGGGCAGAAUUUGUUUGGCAUAAACUCUCUGCUGACAACAUGGACCCGGAUUUUGUGGAAAGACGUCGAAUUGGUUUAGAAAACUUCCUCUUGAGAGUUGCUUCACAUCCCAUCCUUUGUAGAGACAAAAUCUUCUAUUUGUUUUUAACACAGGAAGGUAACUGGAAGGAGACUGUGAAUGAAACCGGAUUUCAGCUGAAGGCAGACUCCAGGUUAAAAGCGCUUAAUGCAACAUUCAGAGUGAAAAACCCAGACAAGAGAUUUACAGAACUAAAACACUACAGUGAUGAACUACAGUCUGUCAUCUCACAUCUUCUUCGAGUCAGAGCUAGAGUAGCAGACCGACUGUAUGGUGUAUAUAAAGUACAUGGGAAUUAUGGGCGAGUUUUCAGUGAGUGGAGUGCCAUAGAAAAAGAAAUGGGUGAUGGACUGCAGAGUGCUGGUCAUCAUAUGGAUGUGUAUGCGUCUUCUAUUGAUGAUAUUUUAGAAGAUGAAGAACAUUAUGCAGAUCAGUUAAAGGAGUACCUUUUUUAUGCAGAAGCACUGAGGGCUGUGUGCAGGAAACAUGAACUUAUGCAGUAUGAUUUGGAGAUGGCUGCUCAGGACUUAGCAUCCAAGAAGCAGCAGUGUGAGGAACUGGCAACUGGGAACGUGAGAACAUUUUCUUUGAAGGGAAUGACUACCAAGCUCUUUGGUCAAGAAACUCCAGAGCAGAGAGAAGCCAGAAUAAAGGUGCUAGAAGAACAAAUAAAUGAAGGAGAACAACAACUUAAGUCUAAAAAUCAGGAAGGCAGAGAAUUUGUCAGAAAUGCUUGGGCUGAUAUUGAACGCUUCAGAGAGCAAAAGAACCAUGAUUUAAAGGAGGCCCUCAUAAGCUAUGCAGUCAUGCAGAUCAGUAUGUGCAAGAAGGGAAUUCAAGUUUGGACCAAUGCUAAGGAAUGCUUUAGCAAGAUGUAAUCCUGUGAAAUGAGUUUCUCUUCAAUCAAAGUGCCCCAAAACAGAAGCACAAGUAAAUAAAAAAAUUUAAGUUGCUACCAGUAUACACAAAAAUAUAUAAUAAGUUGAGUAAAUUCAGCUUUCUUUAAUUUGAUUGUAGCGUUAAUAUAGCACAAAAGGGUGUAUUUUAAUGAAGAUUAAAUAUUAUAAUUUGAGGUUUUGGGGACUGGUGCUGAUUCUAAAAAUGUUAAUUAGAUAAAAUAUACCAACAAAUUGUCAGGCUUCUGAACCAAUGACUGGAUAUCAAGAUGUUAGGUAAUUUUUAGAUGUUCGUUUUAGUGCCUGCUGUUUCAGAUCUGCUUAUGUAGGGAGUUUUUUCCUAAGAUUGAGUUCUUAUCUUUAUUUGGUAAGACCCACUAAUCUGUUAUAGGGGGUUAAUUUUCCUUGCCUUAUAGUUGAGCUGUUUGGUUUGACAAACCUCAGCAGAAACUUAGUGUGGAAUCUAAGAAUUUCUCCCACAUUCUUUAAUGCCCCCAAACAUUGCAUACACUAGAAAAUGCCUUCAAUGUGUGUUUUACCAGAAUUUUGAUACUAGUCAAAAAUUUUACACUGCCAACAAAGAAGACACAACUUCUCAGAUAUAUAGUAAAAUACAUUGUUGUGAUCUAGGAAUUGGUAUAUAGCACGGUUUCAUUGAGUAUGUUACAUACAAGCAUUAAAUUCUCAGAUAAUUCUUAACCUCAGUGAUGAGCCUAAAUUGACUCUGCUUGGCUCUCUACACAUGGCUUUUCAGGGUACAAAGUGUAGCAUUUCAUUGUAUAAGAUAUAUGUAGUGAACAUACGUGUUACUAUCUUCAUUAUUAACAUCCUUUUUUAUUGCUUGGCUGUAAUUUUUGUAAAGAUAAAUUAUAUUGCUUUUGUGUGUGUGUUUUUGUGGUAUAUGUUCAGAAGCCAAGCACCCUUGGUAUUUUGCUAGCUUUGCAGAACCCUACAUGUGUACUCAUUAUUACUAAUUAUGUAAAAAACGAUUUCCAGUACUGUUCAGCAUUUGACUUUUUUACAUGUUUAAAAUGUUGCUGAAGUUUUGUGCUCUUUGCCAAACUUAUACAAUAAAUAAAUGAAGUAUUGUGUUGAUUUUCA
Molecule: messenger RNA, 2515 nt
Organism: Mesoplodon densirostris (Blainville's beaked whale)
Lineage: Eukaryota; Metazoa; Chordata; Mammalia; Artiodactyla; Ziphiidae
Gene: SNX4
Product: sorting nexin 4
Exons: 14
Coding region: 44-1396 (450 amino acids)
Biological process (GO): protein transport
Molecular function (GO): phosphatidylinositol binding
Source: RefSeq, a predicted model, not a curated record